CUCAGGACUCUCUCAGUGUGGAACGAGCACGCUUUCUUUUUCCCUACCACCACCACGACCUUCACGCGGUAGAUGCUGCGCGACUAGAGGGGAACUCAUGUCUGACGCCAAAACGAAGGUUGUGGACAUUCCGGUCGACUUCAGCUACUAUGGCGGUGCUGAGUCUCUGUCUGAGGGCAGGUCUCCUCGGCGGACUGUCGUUGCCUCUCCUACCGCUCAAGACGACGGCAAAUCCCACAUCGCUCCCCCGCAAGACCCGUCCGAUUUCUUAUGGAUCAUGACCGAGGAACCUCACCGCAGCAGGCGUAUGGCUAUCUUGAAGGCGCACCCGGAGGUAACCAAACUUAUGGGCCAUGAGCCUCUCACCAAGUACGUUGUGCUCGGAGUAGUCUCGCUUCAGCUACUCGUUGCAUACCUCCUACGGAACACCAAAAUCUUGUCGCCAUUGUUCUUAUUCUGUGUGUAUGUCAUCGGGGGCUCUGCCAACCAUAACUUGUUCCUCGCCAUUCACGAAAUCACGCACAACCUCGGUUUCAAAGGCAUUAAGGCUAAUAAGGCAUUGGCUAUGUUCGCUAACAUACCUAUCGGCGUUCCAUAUUGUGCGGCCUUCAAGAGAUACCACCUAGAGCACCACAAGUAUUUGGGAGAAGACGGCAUAGAUACUGAUCUCCCUACCAAGCUAGAGCUGUUAUGUCUGAAUAACGUAUUAGGGAAAGUAUUCUUUGCUACAUUCCAAAUAUUUUUCUACGCCCUGCGUCCCGGAUUUCUUGUCUUUGACUAUGUUCUCGUCAAGACUUGUGGUGUCCGCCCUUUCAUAUACCUGCUCGCGUCCAGCUUCUUCGCGGGAAGCCUUCACCCAUUGGCUGGUCACUUCAUCGCAGAGCACUAUGUUUGGGAUGGUCUAUAUCAAGAGACGUACUCUUACUAUGGACCACUGAAUGUCCUCGCUUACAACGUGGGAUACCACAAUGAACACCACGACUUCCCUUCAGUUCCGUGGACGCGUCUGCCCGCGCUACGGGCACUCGCACCAGAGUUCUACGACACGAUCCCCUCGCAUCCGUCCUGGCCCAUGGUCACCAUCAAUUUUAUUCGUGACUCUGAGGUGGGCAUCUUUGCGCGCAUCAAGCGCCCGAUGAAGGGCAGGGCGCCGCCUGCGAGUGCCUGUACAAAAGAUACAAAGGUUGCAGGUGAGAAGGAGGACUCGGACAUCUCAGAUGACGCGAAGUAGCUCAUACGUAGUUUGUACGUACGGGUAUUGUCCGGUCACUUGGUGUUCCGGUGCACUAUAAAUAGUCAUUUCGGUCACUGUC
Molecule: messenger RNA, 1313 nt
Organism: Postia placenta MAD-698-R-SB12
Lineage: Eukaryota; Fungi; Basidiomycota; Agaricomycetes; Polyporales; Adustoporiaceae
Exons: 7
Coding region: 98-1231 (377 amino acids)
Biological process (GO): ceramide biosynthetic process
Cellular component (GO): membrane
Molecular function (GO): sphingolipid delta-4 desaturase activity
Source: RefSeq, a predicted model, not a curated record